CAGCAUUGUAUUUCAGUACUUGAGAAAGAUGAGUCUCAAGCCUUACUGGAGUGAAAUUCCCUUUACUUUUACAUAGAGAUUUGACUGAUGUAUGGAAUAACCUGUAUUUGAUGAAACUGCUCUUCAAGAGGGAGUGGGACAGACUGCAUAGUGGAUUUUUUGGCCAUAAAGUCAGCUUGAUGAAGGCAAGGUUUAAAGCCAAGUGAUCCAACCAUGACUGGCAAAACACAGACGAGCAAUGUCACCAAUAAGAACGACCCAAAGUCCAUCAACUCCAGAGUCUUCAUCGGUAAUCUGAACACAGCUAUUGUCAAAAAAGGUGACAUCGAAGCAAUCUUUGCAAAGUACGGGAAGAUCGUGGGCUGCUCGGUGCACAAAGGUUAUGCCUUCGUACAGUACAUGAGCGAGAGGCACGCCAGGGCCGCGGUGGCAGGAGAGAAUGCCAGGAUCAUUGCAGGGCAGCCACUAGAUAUCAACAUGGCAGGAGAACCAAAACCAUACAGACCAAAACCUGGCAACAAGAGGCCACUUUCAGCACUUUACAGACUUGAAUCAAAGGAGCCCUUCCUGUCCGUUGGUGGUUAUGUCUUUGAUUAUGAUUACUACAGAGAUGAUUUCUACAAUCGGUUGUUUGAUUACCAUGGCCGUGUCCCCCCACCGCCCCGUGCAGUGAUUCCACUCAAACGUCCUCGGGUGGCUGUGACAACAACUCGUAGAGGCAAAGGGGUUUUCUCCAUGAAGGGAACAUCACGGUCCACUUCAAGUGGGGCUUCUUCCUCAGGAUCCAAAUCACCCACCCGUCUUCCCCUGCCCCUUUUGUGGAGUGAUACUGUCCUUGGAAGCUUCACUGGAAGAGGAAGAGAAAGAUCAGUGAAAUCAGAUGAGUUGCAAACAAUCAAGAAAGAAUUAACUCAAAUCAAAACAAAAAUUGACUCCUUGUUAGGGAGACUGGAAAAGAUUGAAAAGCAGCAAAAAGCUGAAGCAGAAGCCCAAAAGAAACAAAUGGAAGAUAAUGCUGAUUUGAUUCAAGAGGAAUGCAUAUCAGAGAAUGCAGAUAACUCUACGGAAGAGCCAAUUGAAGGAGGGCCAGAUGCAGAUGGGGAUGGAGAAGAUAUGACUGAUGGGAUAGAGGAGGAUUUUGAUGAGGAUGGCAGCAAUGAGCUGUUUCUACAGAUCAAGUGAUGAAAUGUCAUGUGUGAACCCCCUGAAGGCUGUGAAGAGAAACUCUGACUUCCCCACAGAAAAUUGUGAACUGCAGUUUCUUACUGGCUGACAACAACUUUGACUCAAUUUGUAUGAAACUCAAUUUACUUAUUAAAAUGGACAUUAUUGUUCAGAUAUUAGAAACUCCAUUUCUUAUAUGUUCUAAGCUGUACAAUUGUCAGAUUUUUAUGGUUUAGAUUGUAAAUGUGGUUUUCUCUGGCUAAUUAUUGGUAUUAUUUUUUUAAUUUUGAUGUCUUAAAGGCCAAUGUACUGUAUCAUAAUAAUAUGAAGGACGUAUUUAACAGGUGUGGAAAACACUGUAUACAAAUGUAUAUUUCUAAAAGCUAUUUUUAUGAUUAGCACGUUUACUGUUUUACCAUAUUUAGAGUCAGGUGAUAUUGCACUUCUUUGUUUACCGCUUAGUUCAAACAAGACCAUUUUUAUCAGUGCCACAAUUAAAUGCAUUGUAUGGUA
Agelaius phoeniceus (red-winged blackbird) is the source of this 1677-nucleotide messenger RNA. RefSeq names its product RALY RNA binding protein like (gene RALYL). Gene Ontology annotation, molecular function: RNA binding. Lineage: Eukaryota; Metazoa; Chordata; Aves; Passeriformes; Icteridae. The record is from RefSeq and is a predicted model, not a curated record. Gene Ontology annotation, cellular component: nucleus.